Centruroides sculpturatus (bark scorpion) is the source of this 453-nucleotide messenger RNA. RefSeq names its product kappaPI-actitoxin-Avd3b-like. Gene Ontology annotation, molecular function: serine-type endopeptidase inhibitor activity. Bases 1 to 294 code for a protein of 97 amino acids. The transcript has 3 exons. The record is from RefSeq and is a predicted model, not a curated record. NCBI's taxonomy places the organism in Eukaryota, Metazoa, Arthropoda, Arachnida, Scorpiones, Buthidae.
AUGAAUACAGAAGUGAUUUGCGUCGUUAUAUUAAUUCUUUGCAUCAAUACCGAUGCCACAAGAUAUGAUAUACCAAUAAACUGUCAUCUUCAGCCAGAUAAAGGACUAUGUCGGGCAGCAAUACCUCGUUAUUAUUAUAAUAUUUCUACUUAUAAAUGCAAACUUUUUCUUUAUGGUGGAUGUCUCGGAAACGGAAACAAUUUCGAAUCUUUACAGGAAUGCUCCGAUCAUUGUUCUGCAGAAAAUUUAGAUGAUCUACCAAAACCAAGUGGUAAAAACAGUCAAAACUGGUAGCUGGUCACGAGUUGGAACGUCAUCAGCUGACUAGGCUCAUUGAGUUUUUACGUCUUUUUCGUGUGUUUUACUCGUUAAAUAAAGUUGGUUUCUCAUAGAAAGUCCUUUCGGGUAUACUUCCUCUUUCGUGUCUAUCUGCUGUUGUCUGUAAAAAGAAUA